Messenger RNA from Tribolium castaneum (red flour beetle), 1277 nucleotides. RefSeq lists its product as hypothetical. Lineage: Eukaryota; Metazoa; Arthropoda; Insecta; Coleoptera; Tenebrionidae. Gene Ontology annotation, cellular component: plasma membrane. The coding region runs from base 138 to 1256 and encodes 372 amino acids. Gene Ontology annotation, biological process: positive regulation of Rho protein signal transduction; phospholipase C-activating G protein-coupled receptor signaling pathway. The record is from RefSeq and is a predicted model, not a curated record. Gene Ontology annotation, molecular function: G protein-coupled receptor activity. The transcript is spliced from 2 exons.
UGAGCCGUAUAUCAUGUCCCCUUCCCAGCGUUUUGCUCUUUUUAUCCAGACACUUAACUAUUAUAUUCAACGUGCGCUCUCCCCUGCAAUAGAUGCCAGUCUUCGUCAUGUCUUUCAUGAGUUAAUACGCUCAUAAGAUGAAUAUCGAUGGAGAAGAAAAUGAAAGUGUGCCAGUUUUAGUUUUUGAUAAUUUUACAAGUAGUUACAACGGAACGAUCUCUCAAGAGCAAGCCCAGGAAUGGAUAGUCGCCGCUUAUUUUGCUCUGCAAGCCUGCGGCGGUGUUCUAAACGUGCUUCAUAUUUUAGCAUUAAUAAGAAGCAGGAGAAACGGCAUUUUAUCCCUAAUCCUGCAAAUUUCAUUCGCCGACUUGGCCGCUCAGUACGUGGGAGCGACCGAAAUCCUGACUCUGCGCCACCAAAGCUGGUAUUUGUCCCCGGAAUUUUGCCCCUUUUUCAAAGGGACCGAGGUCCUGGUGAACACUCUAACAAUCUACUUGAUAAUCUGCUUUAAUUUUCACGUCAUUUCCCUCUGGAAUUUGCACGAAACGCACGGGAAAAAAAGCAACAAGAACCCGCUCACGUCAUGCGACAAAGACGACUCCAAUGAGUGUCUCGUCACCAAGCAGGAAAACGCAAAUCGGCUGGUGACCAUUGAUUACAGCAAACGCAAAGACGACGUCUCGAUCGUCUUCCCGGUCAUUUUCGUGUGGAUUGUGAGCCUGUCGCUCAGUGUUCCGAAUUUUACCCUGGCGUCGACGCUCAAACUCAAGCAAAAUUACACGCUGUGUGCGGUCAUAGACUCUUAUUAUGGACAAGUUUUGCAACACUCGCUUGUGAUUUUUAAAAUUGCCCUGCCGGUGUUGUUACUCUUUUUGUCCCUCGUUAUCCUAACAAUCAAACUGACGCAAACUUCGACCAGCGACAUCGAAAAUGUGCUAACGAAGCAAAUGUGCGAAAUUCGGAAACUCUUGAUUUUUGGAAUAAUUCUCACGAUUGGCUAUUUCCUGACUACGUUUCAAAGACAGUUUUUGCACUUCAUCCACGUGCUUUCGCACACUUUUGGGAAAAACACAGUCAAUAGUUUCAAAAUGCCGCCACUGUAUAACAAUUAUUUAAGUGAAACAAACAUCACCUACCUUGCGAUGCUACACUACUUUGGCUGCUCGCUCCGAAGUGUUUUAUGCCUCGUGUUGUUACCGAAAUUUCCGUAUUUAAUCAGGAGUAAGGUUUUUACUUGUUGUAAAAUAAAAGAGUGAAAUAAAAAAUUAAGAACUGUU